This is a messenger RNA of Solea solea (common sole), 1695 nucleotides long. Its product is annotated as protein mono-ADP-ribosyltransferase PARP6-like. Gene Ontology annotation, cellular component: endoplasmic reticulum tubular network; intracellular anatomical structure; membrane. Gene Ontology annotation, molecular function: protein serine/threonine kinase activator activity; NAD+ poly-ADP-ribosyltransferase activity; kinase binding. The coding region runs from base 1 to 1695 and encodes 564 amino acids. NCBI's taxonomy places the organism in Eukaryota, Metazoa, Chordata, Actinopteri, Pleuronectiformes, Soleidae. The transcript has 18 exons. Gene Ontology annotation, biological process: endoplasmic reticulum unfolded protein response. The record is from RefSeq and is a predicted model, not a curated record.
AUGAACUUUGCAGGGACCAAAGCGCCACUGCUCCUGUUACAGCCACACCAUAUAUACUCCUCACUGACCGGAACUACUUUCCUGUGUCACCGACACCCGGAGCCAGACGAGGAGACUGAGCACCAGCAGUGGACGGACGGACAAACUGAUGAGGACAGUGACUCAGAGGAGAAUUUGUGUGGAACUCAUCAGGAGAGCUGUGCCACUGGGCUGUGCCAUCACCCUCAGCUGGAAACAGACGUUGAAUCAGUCAGGACUUUGUAUUCAGACUCUGCGAUCUCUGUCAGGGUGUACGACUCAAUUGAUGAUGUGGAUGUUGACUUAAACAUCAAUACCAACUUCCUGGAGGAGGUGGCCAACGCAUGGGGGGUUCAUUCAUCAGAGCCCAUUGUUAUCCGUCUGCACUUUUCUCUCUCCCAGUAUCUGGACGGCCCUGCACCUUCUGUUGAAGUCUUUCAGCCAAGCAACUCAGAUCAUUUCAGUGUCGGGAAACAACUAGAGAAUAUUCUCACACUCUUCAUAUCUCAGGAGUGGAAACACCUGACAAAUGAGAACAUCGUGGUCCAACAGAAGAGCAGACACGGCCGGUUCAGACCAAGAGGCACGAUCAGGAAAUUUGGCGCAAGACUAAGCAUCUGGUCAAAAUCCCAUCAGCACCGCGAGGCAACAAUGAGAGGAAAGAUCAUUUUCCCAACGAUGAAACGGAAUCGUUUCAAAAAUCACAUGAACUCUGACAAGAAUCCCACAGGAGAACUCUUCACCUACAUGCCAAGUCGAAAGAGGGUGAAGGUGUCAUCUAUCAAGCCAUCACAGAUUAGCACCAAACAGCUGAUAGAGCUGCUUUUCUCCUCCCAGACCACUGUGCACUGUAAGAGCAGCCCCACUCUACAGCAUGGUUUCCUAGUACAGAUAAUGAGCUACACUGAGCAGAGAAUGUCUACCCUUAAUGAAUUCUGUAUAAUCUGUGAUGAGCGCCACAUGUUUCAGAAUGGCCCUCUCUUAAAGCCUGCAGUUUGCACAAGGGAGCUAUGUGUGUUUUCCUUUUAUACACUGGGCGUUAUGUCCGGAGCUACAGAGGACGUUGCAACUGGUGCAGAGGUGAUUGACCUGCUGGUCGCUAUGUGCAGAGCUGCUCUUCAGUCUGCACGCAAGAGCAUCAUAUUUGAACCGUACCCUUCUGUUGUUGAUCCUUACAACCCCAAAGCUCUGGCCUUUAGUCCAAAGAGAAGAAGCUAUGACAGGCUGCAAAAGGCGCUUGACAAUGUCUUAUUAAUCAGGAGAAUGGCACAGGGUCAACAUUCUGAAAUAAGGAAACAGAUGGAUAAAUUAGAUCCUCUCGCUUAUCCCUUACUACAGUGGAUUUUAGCAAGCAACAGAUCACACAUUGUCAAGCUUCCACCGCACAGGAAACUGAGGUUCAUGCACACACCCCAUCAGUUUCUGUUGAUCAGCAGCCCGCCCUGCAAAGAGGCUCGAUUCCAAACUGCUAGAAACAUUUAUGGCAGCACUUUCGCUUUUCAUGGUUCCCACAUUGAAAACUGGCACUCUAUUUUAAGAAAUGGACUGGUUAACGCCUCAUACACAAAACUACAGGUCGAGUAUGAAAACGGUCAGGUGGGAGACGUCCACGUCAACACUCAGGAUGUCCACAUCCACAGGGAAAUUUUACAAGUAAUUGCUUCACAGUCGUGCUGA